Striga hermonthica is the source of this 1233-nucleotide messenger RNA. The record is from the annotation of a GenBank genome assembly. Lineage: Eukaryota; Viridiplantae; Streptophyta; Magnoliopsida; Lamiales; Orobanchaceae.
AUGGGUGUCUCCACCUCUGGUUCUUCCUUCCACAAAGCAUUUUUCUGUGGUGUGUGCCUUCUGAGCUUCUGUAAAUGGUGGAUUUGCACUUUCAUCUUCCAAUUGUUCAGUGCGUUCAGUUUGGGAGAAAUCGGUAUUAACAACGAGUCAACUGAUCUGCCGAUUGAACAAUCGGGCGACAAAGGUGCACAAUCAGUCGUUGACGGUGGAUCAGUUGGACAUACAGUAGCUCCAAUAGUGACGCGUCGUCGUGCGAGUUUAAAUUUAUCUCAACAAGAAAAUGUACCACAAGAUGCCGAUCAUGCACAGGGAGCCAUCAGACAGAACAUCGGUGCACAAAAACAACCUAAGAAACACAAAAAACGUGCAAACACGACUGGCCCUUCGGACGACGAUGAUUUCGUUGACGGCGCGCCUCGACGGGAUAGUGAUUUAAACGUGGUGGCACGAGAUGCAAACAAGCGUAAGAUUGCUGCACCGAUUCAGGCAAAGGGACGUGUGAAACGUGCAAAAAUAUCUAGACUGCCAGAAAGCGAGGACGCCAAUCAGACUCAAAUAGAACGUUGUCAAGAGACGACAAUGAGAGACGGUAAUGGAAGAGUGCAGCGGAACGUUAAUGGAGAAGGUGGUACGCAUUCAUUGGAAGAUACCCGGGCAGAAACCGAUGAUGCAUUCCCGACUGUCCACACGAGAACAUCACCAGCAAUAUUCGUGAAGGCGGUGUUCGGUUUGUCCGAAGACCAGAAACGUGCAGUCCGUGAAUUGGGAUUCGGAUGCUUGCUCGAUUUGACGAUAACAGCAACCCCGGAGGACGAUGUGUACAGUGUGCUUGGACUGCCCCGUGGAACUAUCGAGGUUACUAAUCGGAAGAAAAAGACAGAGUCAGGAGCGUUAAAAGAAUGGGCCGAUAUGUAUAAUGUCAGCAUUGCCACCAAAAUAACGGCUACAAAAGUGUUGGAGAUGAUUCAGACCUGUGAUAGAAGCGACGACUGGUUUAAGCGUCAUUUUGUUGUGCUCGUUGUUACGUGUUUGUUCGAGAGCUCACAGAAUGGAGUGGCGAAUUUACGCACAGUUCACUUGCUUGAUGAUUUGUCGAAUGUCAGCAAGAUGAACUGGUGUGCAUACAUGAUUCGGUGUCUGGUGGGUGCUAAAAAAUCAUGGAAUGCUAAUCAAAAGCGCAAGAAUUUCACUGGGCCGCUGUUAUUUUUGACGGUAAGUGCAUUCGAUCAUUGA